This is a messenger RNA of Pyricularia oryzae 70-15, 1713 nucleotides long. RefSeq lists its product as uncharacterized. Gene Ontology annotation, molecular function: ATP binding; ATP-dependent protein folding chaperone. Bases 1 to 1713 code for a protein of 570 amino acids. The record is from RefSeq and is a predicted model, not a curated record. Lineage: Eukaryota; Fungi; Ascomycota; Sordariomycetes; Magnaporthales; Pyriculariaceae. The transcript is spliced from 10 exons.
AUGCAGGAAAUUGUGGUCGGUAUUGAUUUUGGAACAACCUUUUCCGGGGUGUCUUGGGCCAUAAAUCAUGGCAAAAAGAGUAUUCGUCUCAUCCAGAACUGGCCCAAGACUGGUGCAAUCAACAACAACGACGUCAAAGUUCCAACUACUAUUGUCUAUGACAGCACAGGUAAACCAGCAAAUUGGGGUUAUACGAUAGGUUUCAAGGAGGAAAGUCUUCGCUGGUUCAAAAUCCUGCUCGAGGCAGACCCGAGGUACUCGGACAAAGCACGAGAAAUCCACGAGACCAGGAUCCUAUUGGAAAACCUUGGUAAGACACCUGUCGAGGUUGCUGGCGACUACCUCGGAAAGAUUUGGGAGUAUACGCAAAAGGAUAUUCGGCGUCACAUGGGCUGCGACGGGUGGCAGCAAGACUGCGAAAUACUCUUUGUCGUCACGGUACCUGCCGUCUGGUCUGCAAGCGCCAAGCAGAAAACCUUGGACGCGGCAGCAGCCGCUGGACUGGGACCCCGCAUUCAGCUGUUGCCUGAGCCCCAGGCUGCGGCCUUGGCGGCUUUGGAGGAGAUGGAAGAUCAGGACAGGCUCAAGAUUGGAGAAGCAUUUACCAUCUGCGAUGCGGGGGGUGGAACUGUGGACCUCAUCAGCUACGUGGUAACAGACACCAACCCUGUCAGGAUAAGAGAAUGUGCCGUCGGCGAUGGAGAUUUGUGUGGGUCCGUCUAUAUCAAUCAUGCUUUCGAAAAAGACCUCAAACUCAGAGUCGGAGAGAGACAGUACAAGUCGAUUCAAAGGGCUAGACGUCGGAAGAUGCUUUUGGAUUUCGACACUGUAAAACAAUCCUACGAAGGCGACCCGACAAAGGACUUUGAAGUGGACCUGAAGGGGGUCCAAGACAGCAAGGAGAACGGAAUCGAGGAUGAAACCAUAGCAAUCUCGGCGAGCACCAUGAGAACUGUGUUUGAUCAUGUCUGCGGCCAGAUUGAAAACCUCAUACAAAAGCAGUUACAGAGCGCAAUCCUUUUGGUGGGUGGAUUUGGUGAAUCCAAGUAUCUAUAUCAUCGACUAGAAGAGAGUUACCAGUCAUGCGGGAUACGUGUCAUUCAGGCCCAGGGCGCUUGGUCAGCCAUUUGUCGAGGUGCAACCCUAUGGGGUCUCUCGAGGUCGUCACCCACGCUUGCUCCCAUGGUUACCUCGGUCAAGUCGAGGGUGAGCUAUGGAAUGUGUGUGCGUGAACCCUACGAGGCAAACGUGCAUCUGGAGGAAGAUUUGGUUUUCGACGAGGAAAAUUGGGAAUGGAUGGCUGAUAACCAAAUGAAUUGGCUGCUCCAAAGGGGAGAUACAAUCGAAGAGGGAAAGCAGCUGCAGCUGUCUGUUUUCCGGAACGUGGCUUUCGAAGAGAAGAAACUAUUUUCUCCCACUGUCCCCACUUUCACUGAGCACACUUUUGAUGUGACACUAUGGGUGUCUCACACGGACAGUCCCCCAUCGCGAGCAAACGAUUCUUGCAAGGAGCUGGUUUCGGUCAAUGUUACGUUGACCAGAGCUCAGAUCAAAGACUUUGGACAUAAAUUCAAGAGCAAAAAGGACAAGAGCACCUGGCGCCGCGUCGACUACACGGUCGUCAUGACGCUAAACAAUUCGCAUUUUGAGAUUACUGUAAACUGCAGGGGGCAGGACAUCACUUCUUUCAACACCGAAUACGUGGAGGAGUAG